UUCAUGAGUUGAGUUGAUUUGUGAAAUAACAACAGGUUGCAUUUAACUGUAAUUACAAAAUCAGCAGUAGAGAACAGACGAAUUGUUAACAAUUAGAUAAACAUUAAAAAUGUCACUGCCCUCAACAAAAGCAACUACGGCGACAGCAACGAACGCGGUUGUGCAGGCAGUUGAGACAUAUAUUCAAAACCAAAACUUAUUGGGUGAGAUUGCCGAACUGGAUGAACUGCUCUAUGAUUUGAUCGAUUUGCAUAAGCACAAUGAAUUGGCCCUCAAACGUGUGCUGCAGUGCAUCUAUAACUUACUGCAGGGCAACAACAAGUGGAAUGUGAGAUUUGGCUCGAAGGUAUUUCACAAACUCAUCUCGGUUAUCAUCGCCGAUAGCACAGAUGGUGGCAGCGCACAUGGUCUGCACCGCCAGCUGGUGGCCAACGUGCUCAUCUGUGUGCAAAUUCAUGCACGCAAGUUCCCUCGCAUUGAUGGAAAAUUCUUGCUGCGUCAGCUCUGGUCGCUAAGCUUGAGCAGCGAGCGGCAACCGCAUGCAGCCCAAAUCCUCGUGCAGCUUUUUGAUGAUUUUGUACGUGAACUGGGCGAGGAGUGCGCCUGCUCAGCCCAGUUGUAUGCUGUCAUUCAAAGUUUUCUGCAGUCGGAGGAGCGCGAGCAACGAAAAUCCGCGUACUUUCUUUUAAGGAAACUCCUAACGAUAAUGCAAGCAACCGAUAGCUCUGGCGGGCUGAGCACACUCGUGCUCGAGAGUCUUAAAUGCAAUGAGCAUGUUUGGUAUGCUUAUGUGGUUAUUAUGGAGACGCUGGAAGAGCAACAAUCGCAUUUGGUGGUGCCCACGUUGAGCACGCUGCUGCCCCGAAUCGCGGAAAGUAAUCAAGGGGACGAAUGGCUGAUCUGGUUGCGCAUUUUGUACGUCCGACUAUUGCAGGACAAUAACAUAUUGGUGCUACGCUGGACCUUAAGUUUUUUCUUUAACCGCUUCGAUGUAACUAAAUUAUGCCGCGUCAAGCUGUUGCCCGAAUUUCUGGCAGCCACCAACCGAACACAGCUGUAUAAUGUAGAAAGUUACUUUUUGCCAGCGGUAGAUAUGGAAAAAUUUAUGUCCCACGAAGAUGACGCGCAGGAGUUUUUGGCAGCAUUGGUCACAGUGCCAUGGCACUCCGUUCCCCUGCACUUUUGGCUGAGUGUAAUGCAGCCGGAGAAAGGUGCAUUCACUAACAAAAAAGUGCUACUGCAGCUCAGCUCACGGGUUCGCACAUUACGAAAUUCAGAAUUGCGACAAGAAGCUGGCCAGCGCGUGUUUGAGCUAUUCAAGCCCACCAUAGACAGUUUGACACUGGGCGAUUAUAUGGUCUUCAUUGAGACACUAUUCAACGUGAGCGAUGACUAUUAUAAUGACCAUCAACGUUUAACAGAAAAAAUGCGAAAUUGCGAAAACACUGAGAAAGAGUUUGUUCACUUUAGCAAACGUUGCUAUGAAAUUAUGGUUCGUAAUUCCUGCAUUACUAUUUUAGUAUAUGAACUUCUAAGGCAUUUGAGCAAAUUGCCAAAUUCGGAACACGGUUGGUGGCGCUUGUUUCCACUGUUUAGUCUAAAUUACAUGGAUCCAGAUAUAAAGGAAAAAUGUUUGGAUUUCUAUAGAACUCGGUAUAAUGUGAACACUGAAAUGUUUGAAACUGUCGCAAGUCUUGAGGAAGUGCAGCAACAUCUGCUGCAGCAAUUUAAAUGCCAAACGAAGGAUGAGAAGUCCUUUGUGCUGGAGCAUUGCGUAGAUUGCUUCGUUCGGGUUAACAUAAUAAGCUGGACUUCCAUGAAACAGUUGCACUUGCAACCAUGCGAUCUGCUUGAAUGUGGCACAAAAGCAACGUUUCAACAUUUAGCAGAAAAACUGGAAUUAAGUGCUACAAGAAUCGAAGAUGAAGCAAAUGUGCUUUCAACUUUUGUUAACUUCUCAAAGAAGCAUCCAAACUGUGAAAACGCCGCUGUGAGCAUUGUUAAGUACGCGGCCAAAUUUUUGAGCGAUGACGAAAAUAGGAAACUUUUGACAGAUAUAAUUCAUAACCACUUUGAUUGGAUAGUUUGGUCAAUCUUAAUCAAUGGAAGAGAAGUGCCCAAUUCCUUGGUUAUACAAGGCAUACUAGAUGGCGAGGUCACCACAGGAGAUGCACGCAUUGAAGCAGCUUACACCGACAGCAUUAUUGACACACCAUUCCAUGAUGUAAAAUUGCGAAAUAGAUAUAUUUAUUUUUCGAAACAACAAUCAGAGGAUAUAGUACAUGCCGUCUGUGCUGAACUGCUGCGGAUCAACAAAGAAUUAAACGAUAGGAAACCGCGUUAUUUUGAAAAUUGCAAAGAGCAUAGAAUAAAAAUACGUGUCGCCAGAGCACUGCUAAUGAUGAAAGAUCGACUCCAAUGGUCCGACGAUCUGUGGGGCGCAGUGCUGGCGCCCAAUGAUCAACUUAAUAUCUGCUUCAUGUAUGAAUGUCUCGUGGCUCAGCUGCUGCCUAGCUUUUAUCAGUUGUUGGAGCGAAUGCAGUCGUUGGGGUCGCUCAAACCAAGUCAGCAAGUGUCAAUCAUUUCCGUUGCUCACAUAUAUUGUUUGCAGAAUUGGAAGUCUCUAAACUUGCAACAUUUACAAGAAACUGUAAGCCUGCUUUUGCCACACACAAUGGGAGCACACUAUCAAACCCGUCUUCUCGCUCAAUUGGUUCUACACAGUCUCGCAGUUAAGUGUGAAAUGUGCAGUAUCGAAUUCCCUAUACUUAGUACAAUAAAGGUUAGCAUUGAAAUGACUUUGGGGGCAAAGUUGCACGAGUUGGAAAACGAAUCGCGCCUCUUACUACCGAAAAUACUUUCUGAGCAUGCUUUUCCUGCUGAUGUUAUCUUGUAUAUGACAAAUACGCCAUUUGAUGAAUAUGAAAAACAGAAAAUCACUUGCGAUAAGCUUAAAGCUAAUGUAGAAGUGGCACGAACUGCCUUUAAAACGAAAAAGAAUCCAAUAACAAUUUUACCUGAUGCUCUACUUGAGACGACAAAUUUAAAUGUACAGCGGAAAAUGAAUCCCAUCAACGAUAUAUAUAACUAUAAUAAUUUAUCCAAAACUGAAGGACAAUUAAAUGAACGGGAAUUAAUAGUUGUUGCCUCCCUCAUAGAUAAGUUGCCUAAUCUUGGCGGUUUGGCGCGCACCUGUGAGGUGUUGGGCGUUAAAACGUUGAUAUUGGGCGCCAAGUCUUUUGUGGACAAAAGCGAUUUCACAAAUUUGAGCAUGACCGCCGAAAAGACGCUAAAUAUUAUUGAAGUAAGGCCGGCUGGACUUGGCGAGUAUUUAAUUGCGAAACAAUCCAUGGGAUAUAAGAUUGUUGGUGCUGAGCAAACAGCUCAUAGCGUUAGUUUUGCAGAUUUCAAAUUUCCCGAAAAAUGUAUCCUGUUAUUGGGUCAUGAGAAACAUGGCAUUCCAGUGGAUCUGAUAGCGUUAUUGGACUAUGCUGUGGAAAUACCCCAGUUUGGUGUGGUGCGCUCCCUAAAUGUCCAUGUGACUGGCUCUUUGUUUAUUUGGGAAUACUGUAAACAGUAUUUAAACAAAAAGUAGAUUUGGAAGAAAAACGCCUUCAAUACAAACGUGUCCAGGUUGAAGACUAUUUUUUGAAGUACCUCGUAUAUUUGUUGUGAUAAAUUUCUUCAAUAAACAUUCAAAAUAUA
Molecule: messenger RNA, 3705 nt
Organism: Drosophila virilis
Lineage: Eukaryota; Metazoa; Arthropoda; Insecta; Diptera; Drosophilidae
Biological process (GO): tRNA methylation
Molecular function (GO): tRNA (guanine) methyltransferase activity; RNA binding
Source: RefSeq, a predicted model, not a curated record